UAAGCCUGGUCAAUGAAAAAUGGUCAACUUUCAUAUCGAGCCAAGGAAAGUAAUAGAAAGUAGGAAAAGCGGUGUUUAUAAAUGGUUCAGCGAGUUUCUACAGAGAUCCCCCGGUAUAAAGAUAACACAGCGACCUCCGGAUCGAUAAAACGAUACGAUAAUCGAGCAAGUGUACGGCGUGCGAUCGAGUCGUAGCGCAUUAUCGAUAAAACUGUUCGUAAACUGAUUCACCGUUUCCACGUAACGAUGGUAGCACGGUGUUCCGCAGCAAUACAAUAUACUCGUUCCCAGAAAACGAAAGUGUGAAGCGGACCCGAAAAUUCGAUUUAAGUGAACGAGGUGUAAACACGACUCGAUCCGUAAACGAAAGAAAAAGUGCACGCUUGCGGAGUGCAUCGCGAUCGCGAAUGAUAACGUUGAUAUAGAGAGAUACACAAAGGGACGAAAAAGUAUCGUGUACGCUGGUUCGGGGAAACUCACGAGUUGUAAGACACAUAUUGUCAGCAGGAAGUGCCUUCGAUUACAAAUUCCCAUGUCAUUUGGCCAGGUGGAUAUUUAGCGAGCGAGGCCUCUUUGGUCAGUCGGAGACGAGCGUUUCGUUGCGCGUACGCUGCAUCACACUUGCACGUUCCAAUGCGCCGCCAUAUUUCUUCAACACUUGUUCCCCGUACCUUUCUCGUGGGUGACUGGCGCAAGUGACAUGCACACGGUUCGUCCGCGGUACUAUUUUGUACCCGAGACCGAGACUAGCUUUAUGACGGGGUAGGUAGAGAACGGCACGACCAGGCUUGUCGUCUACAAACCUAUACCUUGUUCGAGCUAAUCCCUACCAUUUAAAUGGUAGAUAAGAAGGGGAAAACGUUCGCACUCCGCCGAUAACACAAUCGUGCAACGCACAACAACGCUGUACACCGAGAUUCUCUUAACCCCUUCGGGUUCAUUGAAACGCAUGGAACACCAUCCAAAGGUCGAGCGUACAAUCUUACCCGUUUUUGGGUCGCAUUUCAAUACCACCGAAAGAUGCGGCAAUCUAUGAAGCAGAGACCAUAUCUCGAUCGUGAAGGAAACCUAAAUUGGACGUUUCUGAAGUUCAGAUUUUAGCAUUUUUGAGAGAACGCUAUUUUUACCUUGUAUGGUGUGUUUCUACCUCGGGAGCCACAUCUUCGAAGACGAGAGGCGGUUGUCUCGUCCAUCGUUGAUCAAGAAUGCGAAAAGGUGCGAUUGCCGCAGAGACAAGGAAUAUUUGGUUCGCGGUGACGUCAGGAACGCUUCAAGAAUUGGGGGAACGAAAUUCCCGCGCUUCCGGUCCACGGAUUGGAGUUCGUGCACCGAGUUGAUCUCGCGCGAAUCCAGAACCGUUCGGACCCGUAAACCUAAAAACAAACGUUUCACCCUUUUCAAAAAAGGUACGGCUCGGUUAAGGUGCGCUGAGGGCACGUUUCGCGUGCACAACAUAUACGGCGAUGGGAAUUGCAUGUUCCGAGCGAUCAGUUACAUUCUAUGGCGAAAUGAGGACGAACACCGACACCUCCGUACAAUGGUCGUCCAACACAUCAAGGACAACUGGUACGAGUACGGGCCAUUCGUGAUGGCCGAAUGGAACAUAUCGGACCGUCAGGCGUACUGCGACUACAUGAGCAUAGUAGGCACGUUUGCCAGCGAGUUGGAGUGCACGGUGGCCACGAAAAUGAAUUACAUGAACCUGUCGAUAUACCGGGAAAUCAGAGACAUAUAUCAACUGAAGCGUGUGUUCCACAACCAUGUGAGCUCUUAUUAUCGAACCGCGAGGCUCCUGUUCACCGGAAACUCGGACAGCGGCCAUUACGACGUUCUGAUACCCGACUGAACCGCCGCGUAUCAUCGAUCCCGAACGGAGUCAUUACAUGAAAUUUCUGUGCGACCGUCUCUCCUCUUCUCGUCCUUGUUCAUUCUUGAAUAAAUCGUGCCUUCUCUACGCA
This is a messenger RNA of Megalopta genalis, 1958 nucleotides long. NCBI's taxonomy places the organism in Eukaryota, Metazoa, Arthropoda, Insecta, Hymenoptera, Halictidae. The record is from RefSeq and is a predicted model, not a curated record.